Molecule: messenger RNA, 1953 nt
Organism: Stegodyphus dumicola
Lineage: Eukaryota; Metazoa; Arthropoda; Arachnida; Araneae; Eresidae
Biological process (GO): sensory perception of taste
Cellular component (GO): membrane
Source: RefSeq, a predicted model, not a curated record
CCAAGAUAUUUGUUAGAUAGAUAGAUGCACAUACGUAUAUAGCUAUAAAUACAUACGCAGAUAUAAUUUUGGAAUUGAAUAAAUAUGAGUCUGUUUACUUUUAACUGUUUUAAAUAUAAAGAAAUUUAUCAGUUUUGAAAGAUACAGCUGUUUGGAGAUAUCACCUGAUAUAACAAUUUUUAUAUCCUAAAUGAUCACAAAUUUGCGAGAUUUUCUGCCAUUUUUCUUUGCAUUUUGGAGAUCCAUAUUUAAAGUUGUUGAUCAAAGAUUUAAAAGCUGGCCUUUGAGCGAAAAACUGAACAUUUAAAUUUAAAACAUAUACUUAUGGCUAUAGCAGUAUAAAGAAGGUUAACUGCCAGUGAAAAAAAUAGGCGCAAUGUGAAUACGAUUUUUUCCCUUUAUUUCUGAAUUUUCGAAAGAAUAAUGGCAGGUGUUUUCUUUCUAUGGGCCGCAUUUAACUAUAUGUAAAAAAAUAAUAAUAACAGAGAGAUCUGAUAAAUUAAAGACGGAAGUGUAAGAAACUAUAUAACAAAGAACUUAUCCUGGUGACAAUUUUUCCUAUGGCAAGAAGAAAUCGAAUAACUCCCGAAACGUUUACCCUUAGCUUUGAAGAUGAAAGUACAAUGAAUGAUGCCUUUGGAGCAUAUUUCUCAAAGCGGCCAUCUGAACUAAGUACAAUCGCGCGCAUAAUCAAACCAUUUGGUUUCUUUCCUUUCCGUUUCAGGUCAGAUACAAAUAAUGGAAACUUACAUACCGAGAUAUCAACAUUUUGGUUGCUGAUAUCAAUAAUCAUAUUAAUUGGACAGCUAAGUAAUCUUUCGUUUACAGCAGGUAGUUACAUCCUAUAUGACAGUGCAAAGUGGUCUGGUUUGGUUCCAACAGUAUGGUUAUUGACGCCCUCCAUAAUAUUUAUCCAGUCGACAUUUUACCAAAUCAUUAUGUUGCUGCGUAUGAAAAAGUUGCCUGCUGUUUACCAGAAUGUAGCUACCCUUCUUUCUAUUUUGCAAAUACCUUCAUCUCGGAAGAUAAAGUCUGCUAUAAUUUUAAUUACAUGUUUUGCUCUGUUACUACCUUUUAUAGCCUAUAUUAGUACAUGCAAAACUAUAUCUAAGGCUGCCGUAUUAAAUAAAGCUUUGCAAUCUGAACAUUGCACGAUAUGGUAUUCCAAGAUGUUUUCGCAGUUUAGUCAUGAUCGUAUGUGGUACAUUAUAUUAGGCAUACAAUAUAUAGCCUUAUUUCUAUCAGCUAUAGGUCCUUUGUUAUUAGAGCUAUGGAUAGCCGUAUGUACAAAAUAUAUAUGCGAUGUCUUUCGCUAUCAUUUAGAAAGUCUGAAGAAUAUAAUCGUUGAUGAUAAAUUCGUUGAACCUCUUAAAUUAUCGGCAUGGGUUCGUGAUUUCUCUUGGGCAUAUUCUCUAACUGACGAAUUUGUGCGCUUCAUAUCCCCAAUGCUACUCAUUACUCUUGUGACAAACCCAAUUAUAUUUUGUUUACAAGCCUUUUGGCUAGCUGAAAGUCAUAAUUAUCGCAUGUUCAAUUCUUUGGAAUCAGCAGUUUUUCCUGUAAUUAUUCUUGUGUCUUCUUUUUUAAGGGUUACAUAUUUAGGACUUUCCGGCGAGAGUUUUACAGAAAAUGUUAAUGCACUGUCGAAACUUGUACCGCAGCUUCCUCAUAAUGGAUUCCCAACAGAAAUUAAGUAUCAGGUUGAUUUAAUAAUGUACAGAGAAGUUGUUUCGCCACUUUCUUUAACAGCAUGUAGUUUUGUGUCAUUUUCAAGAAUGCUCAUAACAACGGUACUGGGAGCUACAGUGACGUAUUUAAUUAUACUCGUGCAAAUGUCAUCAGAGAAACCGUGCUCUUGAAAUACGGUUCGUGCAAGGAAGCAAAUGUAAUGAAAAAAUGCUGCGAAACUGUGACAGAUAUUGUUCUAUUAAAUUUCUUACAUAAAUUAAUAAA